Molecule: messenger RNA, 1093 nt
Organism: Plasmodium gonderi
Lineage: Eukaryota; Apicomplexa; Aconoidasida; Haemosporida; Plasmodiidae
Product: variable surface protein
Exons: 3
Source: RefSeq, a predicted model, not a curated record
AUGGAAAUUGAUCUAGAGAAUGAUGAAAUUAAUAAAUUACCUUCAAAACAGAAUUACGCUAUUUUCGAUAAUGCGAAUAAUAAAUGUGAUGGCUCUUAUAUUCAACAAAAUAUAACGAAACUCAUAGAAAAUUAUCCGCAGCUUGAAAAUAUUUCUAACAAAAUACGUAAUGCUUUAUGCUUUGCAUACGAGCAAAAUGUGACGGAGAAGUUUAAUAGUUCAGAUUGUGAUUACCUGUACUUUUGGUUAGGAGAUAUAAUAUAUAAGAAUAUAAAAUAUAAUUUACAUUUUACAUCUGUUAUAGAUGUUAUUAAAUUUACAUUACAAAGUAAAGAGGGCUCGAAUAUAUGUGAAUUUCAUAAAUAUAAUAUUGAUUCAGAAUAUUUUAUGAAAACUAAGCAACUCUUUGAUUAUUCAAAAGAUUAUGAUCAGCUUCAAAAAGAUAUAACAGCAUCUAAUGGGUAUUGUAGUGGUGAUUAUAAGAAUAUUCUUAAUAAUUAUCUCUAUAUAUAUAACACGUUUGAAUUAGAGUGCAAAACAAAUCCUAAAAAUACGAAGCAUUGUAAACACUUUAAAGAGUUUUUUAAUGGUAAGAAUCUAGAUAAAUUGUCGAUAUUGUCAUGUAAUUCACGAAGUAAUUAUUAUGAAUCUCCAAAGCAACAACAACAUCAUGGUGUGGUGGCAGAAUCAGUAGUAAAAACAGCGCAACAAAACAAAAAGGAACAACCACGACAGUUACCUAGAAGAGCGGUACCUACAGGUACAUAUGAAGAUGCAAAUAGACAGGAUUUAAACCAUAAUAAUUCUGAAUUAUAUCCUUUGUAUAUUAAACGUCCACAGCUGAGUGCAAUUACUGAUAUUUCAACUUCUUCAUAUUCAAAAAAUGUGGUAAUUCCUCCUUUAGUUAUAGGAAUUACAGUUCUUUCUGUCAUAAUGUGCAAAUUUACUCCAGUUCGGUAUUGGUUAAAAAAAGCCUUAGUAGGAAAAUCUAAAAGAAAACGCAAUAUUAUAAUGGAUAGUAAUAUAACAGAAGAUUAUGCUAUUCCGGAAUAUUUGGAUUCAUCGAGAAGAUUUAAUGUAAGAUAUAGCAAUA